AUGAACGUGAUAGAAGAGUUUGAUUGGGAGUUAUCUGAUGAGUUUUUGGAUGAAAAUGCUUCAGUUUCAAAUGUCAAUGUAUCUGAGAAUCUUGACAAGAAUAUGGCGAAGUCAUUGUUUUGUCGCAAGAAUGAGAUCUGGAAGAUUUCUGAAACUGAGUCGUUCUUUUUGAAUAAAUCGGAAGUGAUGCUUUCGAUUGAGCCUGAGACAUUACUGAGCAAAGAUGCUGCACUCCCAAGGAAAGCAUUACCUUUUAAGAAAUCGAGUUAUCAAGGUCCAUAUCCCAAAUCUAAGCUUAAGAGUGAUAUGAAGGUUCUUCUUAAUAAAGUAAAGAGGAUAAGGAGUUAUUCUGAUGCUAAGAGUGGACAUCAAAAGCUAUUAAUGAAACAUAAGAAAGACCUCCUACACAAAAGAAGUAGGUUAGUAAGAGCAGUAACGAUUCAUGACUGUGAGCCUCCCAAAUGUGCUUUAUAAGCUUAAUUAACUAUAAUUCCUACUGAACUAAUUA
Messenger RNA from Moneuplotes crassus, 508 nucleotides. The record is from the annotation of a GenBank genome assembly. NCBI's taxonomy places the organism in Eukaryota, Ciliophora, Spirotrichea, Euplotida, Euplotidae.